UUUUUAGAACGAAUGAUAAUGAGAUACAGACACACUGAUGAUAAAAACAUCGAGAAUUAUGAGGAAUGGGCCUGAGAGCCAGGUAGAGUAGGAGUUAAUGUACCCCAGACGAAACUGGAGGAUUCUUUGUCUAGACAAACUCCAAGGAAAUCAAUGGAUUUAGUUUUAUUGUGGAAAUAAUAAUUAACUACUGUCCCCCUUCUACUCUAAGUAGCUCAUCGCUGUAUUUACAUCACCACGUGACUUCAGUCCACUCCUGUUCAAUUCCUCAGUGUGAAUGGCUCCAAUAAAUCCCGAAAAAUAAAUAUAUCAGAAAAGUUCAAUGGCCACGAGACUUUCCAAGAUGAUCACCGUAGCUCCGACUGGGAAGCACAGUGCCACGUUGUUUUUCUUUCAUGGAUCAGGUGGCUCUGGAGCUGAUUUCAAAGAAUGGCUAGAUAUGGUCAACCGAAAGGAAUUAACGUUUCCAAAUGUCAAAGUGGUCUAUCCAACUGCUCCAGCUCAGCCCUAUACUCCUUUAGAGGGAAUGCUCAGCAACGUCUGGUUCGAUCGAAAGAGAAUAUCGAUGAGAGCCCCGGAGAUCAGAGAGUCCAUUGACGAAAUCUGUAAAGAAAUUUCUAAACUCAUUGAGGAAGAAAUGGAGAACGGAAUCCCUGAGAACCGAAUUGUCGUUGGGGGUUUCUCCAUGGGAGCAGGCCUGGCCAUGCACCUUGCAUACAGAUUCAAAAGGUCAUUAGCUGGUUGUGUGGUAAUGUCAUCAUUCCUCAACAGUAACUCAGUAGUUUACGAGGAGCUGAAAGGCAAGGACAACAAGGGAGCUCCACCGUUGCUACAAUUUCAUGGACCCCCUGACGAUGUUGUGGCUUAUCAAUGGGGUGAGGCAACCCACAGAACUCUGAAGGAACUGGGAGUCCAGGGCGAGUUUGUACAGCUGCCAGGAGUGAAGCAUGAGAUUGUUGAAACUGAAGUUUUGAGACUGAAAGAGUGGCUGACAAAAGUCCUCCCCCAACCCUCUUGAAAAAAAUCCCCGUACCAUUCAAAAUGAUAUUUUUGUAGUUGGAUGAUGUUUUAAAUAACGUCUUCCUCAUUUGUUAAUCAAAUAUUUCAUAUCUAAAAUAAUUUUUGAAUGGAAAAUAUCACGGACCAAUGUAUUUUCCAUAAUCCACAACAAAAAUAAAUUUUAUAACUAUCGAGGAA
Diachasmimorpha longicaudata is the source of this 1197-nucleotide messenger RNA. RefSeq names its product lysophospholipase-like protein 1. Gene Ontology annotation, molecular function: carboxylic ester hydrolase activity; palmitoyl-(protein) hydrolase activity. The record is from RefSeq and is a predicted model, not a curated record. The coding region runs from base 323 to 1018 and encodes 231 amino acids. Gene Ontology annotation, biological process: protein depalmitoylation. The transcript has 5 exons. NCBI's taxonomy places the organism in Eukaryota, Metazoa, Arthropoda, Insecta, Hymenoptera, Braconidae. Gene Ontology annotation, cellular component: cytoplasm.